AUGGUUCAUUCUUCAUGGCACUCCCUCAGAUAUGAUAAUUGAAUCUAAGAUGGUACCAUUUCUGAGGUCUUCAGGCUAUAAUGUGAAAAAGGAUGUCCAGUUUCUACCAAUAUCUGGUCUUCUUGGUUCCAAUAUGAAAAGGAGACUGGACAAGAGCAUAUGCCCCUGGUGGAAUGGUCCCUGUCUCUUUGAAGUCCUUGAUGCAGUUGAAAUUCCUCCUAGAGAUCCAAAAGGAUGCCCAUAAUUGACAAAUUUAAAGACAUGGAAACUGUCGUGAUGGGAAAGGUUGAAUCUGGUACCGUGCAUGAGGGUGAUUCCUUAUUGCUCAUGCCAAGCAAGGGUCAAGUGAUAGUUCUUGCCAUUUACUGUGAUGAAGAUAAGGCUACACGUGCUGGACCUGGUGAAAAUCUGCUGGUUAAGUUAUCUGGAAUUGAAGAAGAGGACAUAUUAUCUGGUUUUGGCUUGUGUAGUGUUGCAAAACCAAUACCAACAGUCACUGAAUUUACGGCCCAGCUGCAGAUCCUUGAGUUGCUUGACAAUGCAAUAUUUACAGCUGGGUAUAAAGCUGUCUUGCACAUUCAUUCUGUUGUUGAGUAAUGUGAGAUUGUUGAACUGCUACAAGAAAUUGAUCCCAAGACAAAGAAACCCAUGAAAAAGAAAGUUCUAUUUGUUAAGAAUGGUGCUGUUGUUGUUUGCCGUAUUCAGGUGAACAACUUGAUUUGUGUUGAGAGAUUCUCAGAUUUUGCACAACUUGGAAGGUUUACUGUUCGAACUGAAGGUAAGUGACUGCAUUUUCACUAUUCAUGAAUUACCCUGGGCAUGCAUUGUGUAAUUUGGAUUACUGUGUCUACGGGGAAAACAGUUGUAGUGGGAAAAGUCAUGGACAUUCCUCCAAGUGCUAGUGCAUAAAAAAGUUUUGUUGUUAGAGGUGAGAAAUUAAAUUUAUAGUUUUUUUUUGAAAAAUGCAAUCUCUAAUGGGAUGUUUAAUGUAUGGCUAAUUCACCCUGACGGGUACGUCCACCAGAGUCUCCUUAUGAAUGGGUGUAAGUUGCAACACAGAAUCAUCUUAAAUGAAGUUGCCGCGUUAACAAUAUAUUGAUGUCUUGAGGAGAGGUGAGGUGCCGAUGCCACAGGUGCUUGGCAUUGCCCAAAACAAUAUUUUCUCAUACAAAACCCUUACUUAAAUGCUAAAUAGCACAAAAUUUUGGGGUAUUACACUCACCCCUCCUAAAAAGGAGUUUUGUCCCCAAAACUCAAAUUGAGGACCAUAUCAAGUGGUGAAUGGCUUCACCCAAUCCGAGGCAAAACAAAUGUCCCACUCACUU
This is a messenger RNA of Rubroshorea leprosula, 1325 nucleotides long. NCBI's taxonomy places the organism in Eukaryota, Viridiplantae, Streptophyta, Magnoliopsida, Malvales, Dipterocarpaceae. The record is from the annotation of a GenBank genome assembly.